GAAACUGGGAUUGCUUGUGUGAAAUCCAUUCACACCGUGUCUAGCAACCUGCGCGCCAGUUUUUUGUUCUUUUUGGAAUCACAAGGUGGGUCGUCGUGACUUGUGGCGUCAUCCCAGCACCGCCUUAUCCGUGUGACGGCGUGGUGCAUAAGUGGUCAGCACCUUCCAACUGUCACUCGACUUAUCUACAAGUUCUUCUUCCUCCUACACCUACCUUUUCCCUUUGUCAUCCCAGCAAAAAUGGGUGUCUCAUCCAAAUACUUGCUGCUCGUCGCCCUUGCGAUCCUGGUCCUGCUGCCAACCAGUGUCGAUGCCUUUGGCGCCGGCAAUAUCGCUUCUAUCUCCAAAAUCGAGGGGAAAAACUGGCGCCAUGGAGAUAUUGAGGAUAUGCUUGCGACAGUCGCUUGCUUGAAGGGACACAAGUGGAAGAGUCAAAUGAUCAAGCGUGUGUACUUUGGUAACUGGUUACGCGAUUACUCACAGGCUGUUGAUGUUGGUACAUUGGCCAAAGUCCAGGGAGAAACUAUCCGUGUUCUGGUUUGGGUUCUGUCUUUCAUGUCAUUCGGUUAUGCGACUGGAGAAUUUGAGGUCACAGCCGAGAGAUUAGGCGUCUACAGACCCGAAGAACAUAUCGACAAUCCCAAAGACUAUGCUGAUAACGAGGAUGCUCGCAAAUAUGACCCACGUCUUCGUGGCCCGGUAUCAGAAAUUGAGCUUGCCGUUGAUCCUGAGACAGGAAUGAAAAACUACAUUGCCAAUGAGCGGGGUAACUGGGCGACAUCUUCGGGAUACGUAAAAUAUUCAUUUGCGCGAGCCAUCCACUUUGGUCGUUUGUACACCCAUGGUCCUGAAGGCCAGCGAGGACGAGACGAGGACCUGGCAGAAGCGCUUCGUUGUCUUGGUCAGGGACUACACUGCCUCGAAGAUUACGGCGCCCACACAAACUACACGGAGCUGGUAUUGCGGGAACUUGGAUACAAUAACGUAUUCCCUCAUACUGGUGUACAGACUGCCAUCAAUCUCAACGGAAAGCACACCUACCCGCUGGUCACAGGCACGUUUGGUGGCGUUGAUUUCUUCCACUCUGUUCUAGGGGAAGCAAACGAUCACAUCACCCAGACCGAGAUUGAUGAGGUCAACACUGCCCUUGUGGAUGCAGUUUCGUCCAAUGGCAAGAGAUCCGGGGGGGCUGGAGGAUCUGAUCCAUGCGGUGGCUUGAUUGAUGCUCUGAACAUGGUCCCAGGCACUGGCGACCUUGUCAACCAGGCAAGGAGUCUGCAGGCCUCAUCAGAUGCACAAGCUGUAGAGAAUUCCCGCUCCGGGUUUGGCGACUACAGCUCCUCCAGAGCCGGACCUGACCAGUUUGAUGCUCCGCCCGGCUCAGUUGGUGGACCGCCAGGACCGGAUAUUCCAGGAACGAACAUGGAUCCUGCGACUAUCAUUCCUAAGAUCUACCCUAUCCUGGUUUUUAGGGAUAAUGUUGUUCGUAGCAUCUCCAACAUCAUCUCCAAGAUCCCUGGCCUCGAGAAAUUGAUCGAGACCAUCACCGAGCGCGUCACUAUCUUCGUGUUGUCGCUGCUUGCACCUUUUAUCCUCCCAAUUAUCAAAACGGCAUCGGGCCAGCUGAAGAGCGGCUCCUCAGCUGUCAUUGACUCGGCAGCCAAGCACCAAUUUGAAGUCUGGACGGACCCUACCUCGACCAACCCCACGCACAGCAUGCUGUCCAAGGACCAUUUCUCAAAUAUUCUCAACCCGCCUGCCGGUCAGGUCGCCGUAGCGAUCCUUCAAUACGUCGCGCCCCGCGUCAUCUACGCAUGGGACCAUCCAGACGUCCCCGUCGACCAAGUCUUGGACGACGCAGUCCGCGUGUUCCACCACCCUGCUCUCCGGGAUCCCCACUGUGAGGUCCACAACAAUAUGUUCGAGGUAGUCAAGAACUGGGCGCACAACUACCAUGGUAAGGAUCUGAACGACGUUCUCUCCUCAGAGUCGGUAAGAGAAGGCCACAACCACAGCGGUAAUCACGACCACUCCCACGGCCACUCCCACGGUGCAGCAGGCGUAGCCAGUUUUCAAGGCCACAGCCACAGCCACAGCGGCGGCGGCAAUUCGAGCAAACCCUCUGGCAACUCCAACAACCUCUUCGGCUCUCUAGGCGGUAUGGUUCCCGGUCCCCUCGGUGGCCUGCUCAGCGGCCUAGGCGGCGGCAGUAGUACCGGCCAGUCACGCGAAUUCGGCGACGAAGGCCCUGCCUCUCCUACCGGAUUCGCCUACCGCCCCCCUCCCUCGCCCCAACCUUCCCCCCAAUGGUCCAACUUCCACCCUUACCAGUCCUCGUACGCAGGUGAAGCAUACCAGCCUCCCGCCGAGUAUAGCAACGCGGUCCCAGCAGGCGGCUACGGAUGGUCCCACGGUCAGUACUCGGGAGGCCAGGGCCAGGAACCGAGUUAUGCGAUGCCGACGAGUUAUCAGCAGGGCUAUGAGAGUUAUGGGGCUGCACCGGGAUAUCAGGGUCAGCCGCCGGUUCACCACCACCAGCCGCCACCUCAGAAUAGUUAUGGUGGGUAUAGUCAGGGUGGGGCGUAUGAUUCGUAUGAUCAGGGUCAGUCGGGGGGUAGUGGGAGGCAGUGGGGCGGUGGUGGUGCCAAUUCGGGUUGGUAAGACGUCUUUGUAUCGAUAUCCAGGAGUUUUAGUACAAGCGCAGGUGGAGAGGCAUUGGGGUGUGUGUGUGUGUGUGUGUGUGUGUGUCUAU
Messenger RNA from Bipolaris sorokiniana ND90Pr, 2752 nucleotides. RefSeq lists its product as uncharacterized. The record is from RefSeq and is a predicted model, not a curated record. The transcript has 6 exons. NCBI's taxonomy places the organism in Eukaryota, Fungi, Ascomycota, Dothideomycetes, Pleosporales, Pleosporaceae. The coding region runs from base 241 to 2661 and encodes 806 amino acids.